Molecule: messenger RNA, 1646 nt
Organism: Chrysemys picta bellii (western painted turtle)
Lineage: Eukaryota; Metazoa; Chordata; Testudines; Emydidae
Gene: RNF126
Product: ring finger protein 126
Biological process (GO): protein ubiquitination
Cellular component (GO): cytoplasm
Molecular function (GO): ubiquitin protein ligase activity
Source: RefSeq, a predicted model, not a curated record
GCCCUUUUCGGGCCUGCUCGGCUGCCGUAGCCGCGCCGUGCGUCGCCCCCGGCCGGGCGGGGCGGCGUGGCGUGCGGGGAAAGAUGGCGGAGGCUUCCCCGCAGCCGGGACGGUACUUCUGCCACUGCUGCGCGGCCGAGAUCGCUCCGCGCCUGCCGGAUUAUAUUUGCCCAAGGUGUGAAUCUGGUUUUAUUGAAGAACUUCCAGAGGAGCCCAGGAAUGCUGAGAAUGGUUCCAGCUCUUCCGCAUCGACCAGCGAUCAGAGCAGGCAUCCAUUCGAGAACGUGGAUCAGCACUUAUUCACCUUGCCACAGGGCUAUGGCCAGUUUGCCUUUGGGAUUUUUGAUGACAGCUUUGAGUUUCCUGCCUUUGGGUCCAGUGGCCAAUCUGAAGACAACAGGGACGCCGAGAACCGGCGGGACAGAGAGCACCAGUCUCGGCACAGAUAUGGCGCAAGGCAGCCCCGAGCCCGCCUCACUGCACGGCGUGCCACUGGCAGGCACGAGGGAGUCCCAACGCUAGAAGGAAUUAUACAGCAGCUGGUCAAUGGCAUUAUUGCACCUACAACAAUACCAAACCUAGGACUAGGCCCUUGGGGAGUCUUGCAUUCGAAUCCAAUGGACUAUGCCUGGGGUGCCAAUGGCUUGGAUGCAAUUAUUACACAGUUAUUAAAUCAAUUUGAAAACACUGGGCCGCCUCCAGCAGACAAAGAGAAGAUCCAAGCGCUCCCCACCGUUCAGAUAACAGAGGAACACGUAGGUUCCGGGCUCGAGUGUCCGGUAUGUAAAGAGGAUUACACACUUGGUGAAAAUGUCCGGCAAUUACCCUGCAAUCAUCUAUUCCACAAUGGCUGUAUAGUCCCUUGGCUGGAACAGCACGACACAUGCCCCGUGUGCCGGAAAAGUUUAAGUGGACAAAACACUGCCACGAAUCCCCCAGGACUCACGGGGAUGAAUUUCUCCUCCUCCUCGUCUUCCUCUUCCUCCAGCUCACCAAGUAAUGAAAACUCGUCAAACAACUCAUGAAUCCUAGCCCAGCCCCUGUCCCGCGUUCCCUGUCCAUAGCCCUUCCUCCCUAGCCAACAUAAGCAACUAAGGGCCUUCCGGAGCGGAGCAAGGGGGGGAACUGAAACCCAGAAAUUCCCUCACGAGGCCCCUGGUUCUUCAGAGACGAGACACCUCAGGCUCUCCAGUGGGGGGAAGUUCUCUGAAUUCAUCGCGUCGCCGCGUGGACUCUUAAAACUGCCGUGAAAGGCCGUUAAGCUUCACAGAUUGGAAACCCAAGGUGCUGAGCGAUUGGCUGCGACUCCAAGUGGGGGAAGGUGGUUUGUAUGGUUUUGAGAUUCCGCUCUUUAUAUUCUGCCCCCCGCUCCUCCAUCCCUUAUGCUUUGACGUUUUAAAACCUUUAAAAUGACAGUGUAACAAAAUCUGGUUUGCUCCGAGGAUUUCCAAGUGGGGAGGGCGAGUGAGGGUGGGGGAGUUGCCACAGAAAAUGUGAACUCUUGGAAUAGACAGCUAUCCCUCCCUCCCCUGCCACAGUCCCUUUUUGUUUUCUUUAUAACUUCACCCUUCUCAUAGUCAACACCGAAAGGGUUUUUAUAAUUUUAAAUUAUUACUGCUGUUAAAUAAAUGGACAUUUCAGCUCAA